Drosophila willistoni is the source of this 1698-nucleotide messenger RNA. Its product is annotated as putative inorganic phosphate cotransporter. Lineage: Eukaryota; Metazoa; Arthropoda; Insecta; Diptera; Drosophilidae. The coding region runs from base 259 to 1698 and encodes 479 amino acids. Gene Ontology annotation, cellular component: plasma membrane. The transcript has 5 exons. The record is from RefSeq and is a predicted model, not a curated record. Gene Ontology annotation, molecular function: transmembrane transporter activity. Gene Ontology annotation, biological process: monoatomic anion transport; transmembrane transport.
AAAUGAUUUAUCUUUACUAAGAUAAGCUAUUAUCAAUUUGCUUAUCUUAGUAAAGUGCUUAAUCUCUGAGAGGGAGAUUAUUUUGGGCAGUCCGGGUCGAACGAGCUUGCGAAUCGGACGUGCUAAUUGACAGUUGAAAUAAAACAUAUCAGAAUAUAUGAAUGGAACUUUUAUUAUACAGCGAAUGAUUUAAAAUCCAAAAACUUAAUUCAUUACGCCUCGAUUCACGUAUCAGACAAUCAGGUGACAAAUAGCAAAAUGCGUGACGCUCCAAUUAAAGGACCCCUAAUCGGAGUGCGACAUCUACAGAUUGGACUUUUAUUUAUGUGUAUUUUCGUAUCAAAUUUCUCCAAUGUGAAUGUGGCAAUUUCUUUGGUGGCCAUGACGGAUGCAGCUUCGGCAAAUCCAAAUCAUAACGAAUUCGAUUGGUCUGAAACGGAAAAAUCAUAUAUCUUAUCCAGUUUUUAUUGGGGAAAUAUAAUGACUCAGCUUUUAGGUGGCUACUUUUGUCGGUUUUUUGGCGUUAAAAUGGUUUUGUUCGUAAGCAUCCUAGUCUACUGCAUUUUGGUGUUGGUAACACCUGUCACUGUGACGUGGGGCAGUUGGCAAGCCUUUGUUGUCAUUCGUGUCCUAAUGGGCGCCUUUAAUGGAGUCUUGGUGCCAGGAGUACAACAACAUUUGGCCAAUUGGUCACCGAAAGAGGAGCGUACACGUCUUGGAGCAUUUACCUAUACGGCGUUUGAUUUUGGCUCGAUUUGUGCCAUGUUUUUCAGUGGUUUGAUAGCCACUAGUCCAUGGGGUUGGCCUGGGAUAUUUUAUGUGGCCGGCAGUUUCAAUCUUUCAUGGUGCAUACUUUGGUUAGCCUUUGGAGCCAAUAAUCCUGGUGUAUCCAAGUGUAUUGGGGAAAAAGAAUCUGCGUAUAUAUUAAGAUCCCAACCAGCCAAGGAUUCAGCAAAAAUACCCAUACCCUGGAGGGCCAUCUUCAGCUCAAUACCCUUUAUAGCGCUGCUAAUCACACGUUGCUGUGGUACGUGGGGUGUUACGAUACUGCAAACAGAAAUACCCUCAUAUUUGGGUUAUGUAUUAGAAAUGAAUAUCAAACAGAAUGCUUUAUACUCGGCAUUACCAUUCCUUGGCAUGUUUAUAUUAAGCUAUGUUUAUUUAGUCUUAGCUGAUUUAAUAUUAGGUCGACAAUGUUUAACAUUAUCCCAAUUGCGUAAGACUAUCAAUACUGUGGCCUUUUGUACGCCAGCAUUAAGUUUACUUGGCAUGAGUUUUAUCGGUGUUGAGCAUAGGACUUGGGCCAUUAUCUUAAUGACUUUGGGACAAAGUGCCAAAAGUGGGGCUACUAUUGGAAGUGCAUUAAACUCAAUUGAUUUAUCACCGAAUCAUGCUGGCAUUAUCACCGGAAUCCUUAGUACUUCAAAUGCUUUGGUAUCGCUUUGUGCACCCCUCUUGGCGGGUGUAAUCAUAACAGAUGUGAGCAAUCGUUCACAAUGGCAAAUUGUCUUUGGAAUCACCGCCUUUAUCUAUAUUAGCGGUAGUUUAAUUUAUAUCAAGUGGGGCUCAACGGAAACUCAACCCUGGAAUGAUGUGGAUUACCUCAAGACAGCAGAGGAAAUGAGACCUCAGCCAAGUAGACAGAUGUUGUCUGAUGUCAGUCAAUAUGUCAAUACUCAAGAUUCUUUCAAAAAAUAA